Messenger RNA from Tetrapisispora phaffii CBS 4417, 246 nucleotides. RefSeq lists its product as uncharacterized. NCBI's taxonomy places the organism in Eukaryota, Fungi, Ascomycota, Saccharomycetes, Saccharomycetales, Saccharomycetaceae. The transcript has a single exon. Bases 1 to 246 code for a protein of 81 amino acids. The record is from RefSeq and is a predicted model, not a curated record.
AUGGAGACGAGUCGUAACAAGUUGCAACAACUUCCUCAUGUUGUUGGUACCCUUACCUUUGAUGAAAAUAAUAAUGUGGUGACAGUUACUGGAAUAGCUAGUGAUAGAAUACUAGAUAUUGAUUCUAUUUCGAAAGUUGAACUAGAUUCAGAAGGAUUUGGCCUAGUCCAAAUAAAUAACUUGAUUUGUAACAUAUACAGACAAGAUAACAACACCGUGGUUAUAUAUCAGGAUAAGAACAAUUAA